AUGGUAAAAGGAGAUCAGUGGCACGGUUACGAUAAUGAGGAAACUAUUAAAAUUAAAAUGAAAUGGCUGAAAGAGAAAGGUUAUGGCGGUGCCUUCAUAUGGGCUCUUGAUUUUGAUGAUUUUAAGGGUACAAGUUGUGGCAAAGGUCCCUAUCCACUGUUAAAUGCUCUUAAUAAUGAGCUUCGAGACGGCUUCGUAUUUUGGUCAUCAAUGUUGGCAAAAUCAAAUAAUGAAAUAUUGAGGAAAACAGGGAGAGCCUCAGGAAGUAGUGAAAUUGAAACGAUCAAAAGUGGUUUUGAAACAGUACGAAGAACUUCUGAUAUAAAAUGUUUGGAGUCAUAUGGUCUGUUCCCGCAUCCUGACGAUUGCCAUUUAUUUAUUCAUUGCGCAAAUGACUAUCCAUACGUGAAACAAUGUCCGCUACAUACCUUUUUUAAUGAUGAUAUCAAAAUUUGCGAUCACUUAGUAAAUGCGCCGAUCACAUGCAAAUGA
This is a messenger RNA of Acanthocheilonema viteae, 492 nucleotides long. Lineage: Eukaryota; Metazoa; Nematoda; Chromadorea; Rhabditida; Onchocercidae. The record is from the annotation of a GenBank genome assembly.